Carya illinoinensis is the source of this 2687-nucleotide messenger RNA. Its product is annotated as (+)-cis,cis-nepetalactol synthase NEPS3-like. The record is from RefSeq and is a predicted model, not a curated record. The transcript is spliced from 3 exons. NCBI's taxonomy places the organism in Eukaryota, Viridiplantae, Streptophyta, Magnoliopsida, Fagales, Juglandaceae. Bases 1624 to 2409 code for a protein of 261 amino acids.
GAGAUAAUCCACAAAGAAUUCAGUGGCUAAUAUCUCAACUGAGCACUCAAUUCUCUAUGAAAGACCUAGGUUUUCUACAUCAUUUCUUGGGGAUUGAAGUUCACAAGAUUGGUACUGAUCUCUUCCUAAAUCAGCAUAGGUACAUCAUGGACUUACUCACUUGAGCCAACAUGCAUGAAUGCAAGCCUUUAGCAACACCUAUGCCAACCACAAGCCAACAUAAUUCGGCUUCAGACCAAUUAUUUCCUGAUCCCACACUCUAUAGAAGUCUUGUUGGUAGAUUGCAGUACCUCACCUUCACAGACCAGAUUUAUCCUCUAGUGUGAACUAUGUUUGUCAAUUCCUACAAGCUCCUAUUGUGGCUAAUUUCCAGCUUGUAAAAAGGAUCCUUAGGUACUUGCAAGGCACAGUUGAACUUGGCCUACGCAUCACCUCAGACAGCAGCCUUGAUCUCUAUGGUUUCUCAGAUGCUAAUUGGGCUGGUUGCCCCACCACAAGGAGAUCCACUUCAGGUUAUUGUACCUUUCUUGGUAGCAAUUGCAUCUCUUGGAGUGCUAAGAAGCAACCAACAGUUGCAAGGUCCAGUGCAGAGGCUAAAUAUAAGGCCAUGGCUUCCACAGCAGCAGAAUUAACUUGGAUUUCCACACUACUUUGAGACCUUGGGGUGCCUCUCUUCAAAACACCUAUUCUUUAUUGUGACUGCAUGAGUGCCUUAUUUAUGACUGUCAAUCUAGUUCUACAUGCUCGAACAAAGCACAUAGAACUUGAUUAUCACUAUGUAAGGGAAAGAGUGGCACUUGGAUCCUUAGAAACAAAAUUUGUCACCUCACUUGCUCAGCUUGCUGACUUGUUCACAAAACCUUUACUCAAGACUCAGUUUAAGCAGUUGCAUACCAAACUUGGCCUUUGUUUUCUACCACAGCCAAGUUGAGGGGGAAUAUAAAGAAUGAAAUCAAAACAAUCACAAUUGUGCAUCAGUCAGGGAUAUCAACACACAAUUACAGCAAUAUUGAGCCAUAUUCUCAGCAAUCCUCUCUUGUCAAGUAGUGCAUGAUCAUAGGAGUAAAUCACGUGUAUUUAAGUUUCCACUAGUUGUAUAUCUUUGUAUAGAAAUAUUUUCUUUUUAUGUAGUCUUUCCAUAGAUAGACAACAGUUUGUAUCUGUGAUAUAUAUAUGAAUACAGUCACACUCUCUUUCUCAACUCGUGAGAUAGUGUUUCUCAAAAUAUUUACAAGAGGUUAUUCGAAAAUCUCUUCCAAGAAUUAUAGUAGAUUCUUGGUUUAUUCUUGUGUUCUCGUUGUUGAUUCUGUGUGACAGUCUGUGCAAUCUUGCAGUACACUGUUCUGAGUCUCUGACUUCAUUUGCAUUCGGUGGUGUUCUUCCUUAGAGGUUAAGGGAAGCGGGAGGUACGUCACAAAUACUGUAGCUACGCAGAAAGAUCGUAUGGGACGUGGUCAAUUGUUGGAUAACAAUUAACAAGAAAUUUUGUCUAGGACAAAACUUCGCCCCUCCUCUUGUUCUAGCUGAACGUUCUUCCUCUCAUUAUUCCAACACAAUACCAUCAUAUUUAUUCGGAGACAGCUGCUGCCCCCAUCAAUCCUUUAAUUUUUUUGUCAUAUAACGAUGACGGAAACCACAUUGUUCAGGAAGAAACUGGAAGGCAAACUAGCCAUAGUCACAGGCGGUGCUAGUGGCAUUGGGGAGGCGACUGCACAUCUUUUUGCCAAGCAUGGCGCGCGUAUGGUGGUCAUUGCUGAUAUCCAAGAAGAACUAGGCCAUCAGGUUGCCAAAUCAAUUGGUUUGAACCAUUCUACAUACAUACGUUGUGACGUUACUGAUGAAGAACAGGUCAAAGCCAUGGUAGAAUGGACGGUCAAGAAUUAUGGGCAACUUGACAUCAUGUUUAGUAAUGCAGGGAUUUUUAGUAGGUCGGAUCAGACCGUACUUAACCUAGACUUGCUGGCCCUUGACCAUCUAUUUGCGAUCAAUGUACGUGGCAUGGCUGCAUGUGUAAAGCAUGCAGCACGUGUUAUGGUUGAAGGGCAUGCGAGGGGGAGCAUUGUGUGCACGGCAAGUGUAGCAGCAAAUCAGGGUUCGACCGGAUAUACUGAUUACUUUAUGUCAAAGCACGCGGUGCUUGGACUUGUUCGAUCAGCAAGCAAGCAAUUAGGGGAGCAUGGGAUUAGAGUGAACUGCGUAUCACCCUCUGCAGUUGCGACUCCACUGACAUGCAGUAUAUUGGGAAUGGAUUCAGAGCAGGUGGAGAAGGCAUAUGAGCCGCAUGCGAGCUUAAAAGGAGUUGUCCCAAAAGUGGGGCAUGUAGCGGAUGCAGUGCUCUUCCUUGCAUCUGAUGAUUCUGGAUUUGUGAAUGGGCAUAACCUGGUGGUUGAUGGCGGCUGGGUUGAUUAGGGAAUCAUGAUGAGCAUUAAUAAUUAGUCGACCUCCAAGAAUCUAAGCCACCAUAUCUAGCGUUUGGAGACGAAAAACAAAAGCUAUAGAUGAUAUUGCAUAAAAACAUAAGAAUAGAAGUGCGUAUCGAUGUUUGUAUGUAGGUGUGUACACGUGUUUUCAAACUUGGUUCUCUCCGAAAAAGAGUUAUUGUGUUCUAGAAAGUAGCUACCAUGUGAUGAGUUGCAUAUCGCAAAAUGUAUCGUCAAAUAAUAAAAAAGAAACAGUUUAGCUGCCAA